CGGGCUUCAGCGCUGGGUGCAGCAACUGGAGGCGGUGGUGCAUCGGGAAGAGGCUGCAGCUACCAGAGUCCAGAAUCCAGGACAGAACCCUUGGCACCAUGAACCCCGUCGUCAGCAUCGCUCUCCUGCUUUCAGUCUUGCAGAUGUCCCGAGGGCAGAAGGUGACCAGCCUGACCGCCUGCCUAGUGGACCAGAACCUUCGUCUGGACUGUCGUCAUGAGAAUAACACCAACUUGCCCAUCCAGCACGAGUUCAGCCUGACCCGAGACAAAAAGAAGCACGUGCUCGCAGGCACUCUUGGAGUGCCCGAGCACACAUACCGCUCCCGGACCACCUUCACCAGCCGCCACAACAUCAAGAUCCUCACCUUAGCCAACUUUACCAGCAAGGAUGAGGGCAUCUACACAUGUGAGCUGCGGUCCUCUGGACAGCCUCCCACCACCUCCUCUCAAAACGUUGAUGUGCUCAGAGACAAGCUGGUGAAGUGUGAUGGCAUAAGCCUGCUGCUUCAGAACACCUCAUGGCUGCUGCUGCUCCUGCUUUCUCUCUCUCUCCUCCAAGCCACGGAUUUCAUUUCUCUGUGACUGGCUGGGUCCACAGAGAAACAGGAAACCUGCAAGGCCCAGUACAGAGGUCCUGCUUCUCUGGGUCAGCUGACUCCCUUCCCCAGUCCCUCAGAUGCCGUGGGGAGAAAUCGGGACCCUGUCCCUCAUAAGGAACCCCAGUGCUGCAUGCCAUCGCCCACCCCCCUCUGACACCUCACCCUCUCCGCACACCACUGGCUGCCAUUUUAUACUCUGUUCCAGGGCAGCUUCUGUCUGUUUAUUUCAAGUUUCUCCUUUCUUUUCUCUGGGAGUUUGUGACGAGGGAGGCCAGGAUUGGGGACCUAGUGGAUGGGUGACAGGACACCAGUCCCUGGGGGGAGUUCCUCCUUGCCAACCAGGCCAGAUGCCUGAAAGAAACAUGGAUGAGGGAGUUGGAGUGUGUCUGUACCUGGUACAGUCAUACUCUUGAUGAAACUAUCACCCAGCGGGCCGGGAGGGGGGCCUUAAGACCUCAAGAUAUCAGGGUGCUGCUCAGCCUUUGUGGCCCGUCCAAUGAGGAUGAGAACUGAGAUUCCACAAGGUCGUUCUCAGCCACCGCAUACAAGCCCCCUCAUACCACUGAAGAAGCACCCCCUGGAGCUCUUAAGCCAGGGCUCAUUCCGUCAGUCAAGAUGCAGGUUCAGCCAGAGAACGUCGGGAAAAUGGAGGGUAGGCGGUGAGGUAACACCACCCCUCCUGUCUCUGCCACUGCCUGUAGUGAGAAGUGUGGCAGAGGAAGGCAAGCCCCUCGUCUGCCCCCAAGGAGGCAGGACUCUGACUUGCAGGAUCUAAGUCGGUGCAGGAAGGAGGUCCUAGAGCCAUCCAGGUGGACCCAGCUUGCUGAGGGAGAUUCUUUCUUCUUCCUUCCCUCGCCCCUCUGUGCCAGCCCCUCUAGCUGUCCCUGAUCCCCCAGACCACCAGAGUCUUGCCACCUGCCUCCGCUGGGACCUCCUAGGGUGGGAAGCAGGUGGUGGAGUGAGGCCCAGUGUGGCCUCUUCUUGGAAGAUAGCUUUCCCAACACCCACUUCCCUACUGACAGCCUGUCCUAUGUGUAAACGCCACCACAGCUUACCGUAUCUCACUGAGGGGGGAAAAAAACUGCACAAUAAAACCAAGCCUCUGGA
Molecule: messenger RNA, 1708 nt
Organism: Peromyscus eremicus (cactus mouse)
Lineage: Eukaryota; Metazoa; Chordata; Mammalia; Rodentia; Cricetidae
Gene: Thy1
Product: Thy-1 cell surface antigen
Exons: 4
Coding region: 99-584 (161 amino acids)
Source: RefSeq, a predicted model, not a curated record